AUGGAGUCUUCCAAGAAGAUGCCCCCGGAGGGUACAAGGGGGCUGAGCCUGGUCUCUUUAACGGCUUUUGUGCUGAUUGCAUUGGAAGAGGCCAAGGACAUCUGCAAGGAUCAAGUCAACAGUUUGGAAGUCAGCAUCAGCAAAGCCGCUGAAUACUUAGCCCAAAGGUACCAGUCUCUAACCAGACCAUACACUGUGGCUCUUGCGUCCUAUGCCUUAGCCAUGGUGGGGACACUGGACACUGAGAAGACGCUCAUGAGAGCUUCGACAGAGGGAAAUCGCUGGGAAGAGCCAAACGCCCACACCUUCAACAUUGAGGGCACCUCGUACGCCUUGCUGGCCUUGCUGAAAAUGAAGAAGUAUGAGUUGACUGGUCCUAUAGUCAGAUGGCUGAGAGAGCAGAACUACUAUGGAGGAGAAUAUGGAUCUACCCAAGCGACCAUCAUGGUGUUCCAGGCUCUUGUGCAGUACCAGAUAGACAUUCCGCAGCACAAAGACCUGAAUUUGAUCGUUUCUAUUUUCCUGUCACAUCAUUCUAGGCCUAUAAAGUACAGAAUCUCAAAUGAGGACGCUCUAGUGGCCAGAACAGCAGAGCUCAAAUGGAAUGAAGACUUCACUGUGAAGGCAGAAGGAACUGGACAAGCAACAGUAACGAUAAUUUAUAACGCAAAGCGAAAGGAAGAUGAAUCUCAGUGUAAGAAGUUUGACCUGAGGGUAUCGGUUGAAGAAGCCCAGGGUGUUAAGAAGCCGGAUGGAGCGAUGCGUUCAGUCUAUAUUAAAAUCUGCAUCAGGUUCCUCGGUGUGGUUGAUGCCACAAUGUCUAUCAUCAAUGUCUCCAUGCUCACUGGCUUCUCACCGGACAUGGAGGAUCUUAAGAGACUUUCCCAAGGGGUCAACAGAUACAUUUCCAAGUUUGAAAUCAACAAAGCCCCAUCCGACAGAAGCAACCUCAUAAUCUAUGUGGACAAGGUUUCUCACAGAGAGGAGGAAUGCCUGCAGUUUAAAGCUCACCAGUUUUUCGAAGUGGGGCUCAUUCAGCCGGCAUCCGUCACAGUCUACGACUAUUACAGCAUAGAUGACCGGUGCACCAAGUUCUACCACCCGUCUAACCAGAGCGGGCUCUUCAAUAUGAUCUGUCACUGGGACAUCUGCCGGUGUGCAGAAGAAAGCUGCUUCAUGCAGCAGAAGAUAGAGGGUCCCGUCACCCUGAACAGACGAAUGGAGGAAGCCUGCAAACCUGGAGUGGAUUAUGUGUAUAAAACCAGGCUUGUUAGAAUUCAACAAGUGGAUAGUUCUGACUACUACAUCAUGGAAAUUGUGGAACUCAUUAAGGCAGGGACUGAUGAAGAUCCACAAGGAAAAACCCGCCCAUUCAUCAGCCACAUAAAAUGCAGGAAGUCUCUGAGGCUGGAGCGUAACAAAGACUACUUGAUCUGGGGACGCAGCACCGACUUGUGGCCCAGGAAAGCUGAGUAA
This is a messenger RNA of Mauremys reevesii (Reeves's turtle), 1476 nucleotides long. RefSeq names its product A.superbus venom factor 1-like. NCBI's taxonomy places the organism in Eukaryota, Metazoa, Chordata, Testudines, Geoemydidae. Gene Ontology annotation, molecular function: protein binding. The transcript is spliced from 14 exons. The record is from RefSeq and is a predicted model, not a curated record. Gene Ontology annotation, cellular component: extracellular region. The coding region runs from base 1 to 1476 and encodes 491 amino acids.